Molecule: messenger RNA, 2190 nt
Organism: Acanthocheilonema viteae
Lineage: Eukaryota; Metazoa; Nematoda; Chromadorea; Rhabditida; Onchocercidae
Source: the annotation of a GenBank genome assembly
AUGAGAGAUGCGCAUCACGGCCAAGUUAGUAGCAGCAACGCGAGCUCAGGUUUUGAUACUUCAGCCUUUCGUUUCAAUGAAGAACCAUUUGAGCAAUAUUACGAAAUUGCGGAAGAACUUGGGAACGGACAAUUUGCUGUUGUUCGACGAGUAAUUCAUCGAUCAUCAUGUGAGCAGUUCGCAGCAAAAUUUAUUAAAAAACGACGUUACGCGACUUCUCGUCGUGGCGUCACACGCUGUAAUAUCGAACGAGAAAUUGACGUAUUGCGAGCUGUCGGUGGAUAUGAAUAUACGAUCAAACUGUUCGAAGUGUAUGAAACUGCUUCGGAUGUUAUCCUGGUCCUGGAACUAGUUUCGGGUGGCGAGUUGUUCGACUAUGUCUCAGCCAAAGAGUGCCUUGGUGAAGCUGAGGCGGCAGCUUUCAUUCAACAAAUUUUGUUCGCUAUUAAACAUCUGCACGACAACCACAUCGUUCAUCUGGAUAUCAAGCCGGAGAAUGUAAUGCUCAGGAAAAGAGGCGAGUCAAGGAUUAAACUUAUUGAUUUCGGUCUGUCAAGAAGAAUUUUGCCGGGAACCGUUGUUAAGGAUAUGAUAGGUACACCUGAAUUUGUGGCUCCCGAAGUAGUCAAUUAUGAGCCUUUAUCUUCCGCUACCGAUAUGUGGGCGUUAGGCGUUGUCACGUACAUAUUGUUAAGUGGUGGUUCGCCCUUUCUCGGUGAAACACGCGAUGAAACAUUUGUAAAUAUAUCCGCCGUAAAUUAUCACUUCAGCGAACGUUAUUUUGAACAUAUUUCACCGUACGCAAAAGAUUUUAUUAGUCACCUUUUUGUUCGGGAUCAGCGUAAGCGAGCUACGGUUGACGAGUGCCUGAGGCAUCCGUGGAUUCGAGGACCUGAUGGACUGGCUAAUGAUGUUCGCCAACACUCGAUGAUUUCUAUGGCGCAGAUACGCUCUUUCAAAAUACGCUUAAGAUGGAGGAGAGCUGUGGAUAUUGUAAUAGCUUGUAAUAAAAUGACCGCAGACGCACGAUCCGCUAUGAAAAAAGCUUUGGAAGCUGGCCAUUCGGUCAGUUCACGAUUUGACCCCGAAGAACUAAUUGUCUCAGCAAUGCUGAUUGCAUGCGAAGAAGGUAAUUUGGCAGGACUUGAUCAGUUGGCUGUACUGCAUCGGAUCAAUUUGAAUAUUGCCAAUCGAAUGGGUGAAACAGCGAUGCAUGUGGCUGCAGGUGCAGGACAGUUUGAUAUCGUGCAUUAUUUGCAUAUGAAGGGUGCUGCACUGGAUGCGUCUGAUCGACGGGGUGACACACCGCUAUUUUGGGCUGCACGGAACGGCCAUACGAAUAUCCUAAGCUAUAUCACCAGAGAGGAAAAUGUGAACAUUAAUACUGUUAAUAAGAAUAGAGAAAGUGCUCUUCAUGUGGCCACUCGUUAUGCACAGGUUGAAUCGGCACUGCUGUUAGUAAAAGAUGGAGCUGACUCAUCGCUGCAGGACGAGCACAACGAGACAGCACUGCACAUUGCAAGUUGGCAUGGUUAUACAGCACUUCUCGGAGUAUUGUGCAGGUUCAAUCCACCUCUUCAUCUCAAAAAUCAGGCUAAAUGUGACGAGCAAAGCUGCAACACUGAUCAUUCGCUCUGCCUUCAUGGUUUCGUUUCAUCUGUUUUGGCAUGGAUACGAGAACCCAUGCUUUUCAUGAUCCAACCCAACCGCUUUGCUUUUGUUGUGCAGUUGCGCUUGGUAUACAAUUUAUCAAUCAGGCGAUAUCUCGGGUAUUGUUGCUCGGGGUCAAUGCCGAUCGGUGCUAUACUGCCACCUCCGUGUUCGCGUCUAACACCUGUUACAACGAGAUUUAUUUCACUCAUCACUGAUAUGGACCAAGACUGGGAUCGACAUUGUGGUUCUAAAACGACCGAGCCUAUUUUGUUGCGUCACACUUCUUUGUUUCAUUAUUCUAGGCCUGAGCAAGCUAGUCAUAUAUUUCGUCUGCCUGUUGUUAGUGAUAGUGACAGUGUAUGGGAACAGAAAUGGGAAGCUGUAUACGAAAAAAAGAAAAUGCCAGAGCCAAGACGGGUGGAUGGUGAGACGGCUUUGCAUUGUGCAGCAGCUCGUGGUCAUAUGGACUGUGUCCAGUCAUUGUUGGAUGCUGGAGCACCAGUAGAUUCAAUUGACCAGGUUAGUGUUAAUUUCUGA